AUGCUCUCUUAUGAUUUCACCAGUAUGCGCCAGGUUUCCGCUCGAGAAUUGUAUACCCCUUUCGAUCCUAGCGGUUGCCUCGAAGGUCACCCCUUCGACUUCCCUCAUGCCCACGACCAGUUCGACCAGCCGCCCAUAGGACCGUGGGGAUAUCAGGAUAACCCCGUGACGGAGGACGGGUCGUCCCGUCUCCCUGGCCCAGCCCAGCACGAGUUCGGAUACUCGCACCCUCCUCACUGGGCCCACCCCUCUGGCAGCCGCUUCGCAGACUUCUCGGGCUCGCCUGUGCCGCUUCUCCCCUCCGCCGCUCCGCCGUUCUACCCUUCGGCCUCGAUGCCGGCGCUCCCGCCCUUCUACACCCCAUCCCUCAUCCCCGUGGCCGACGGCGGGCCGUUCGACCUCGCCGCCGAGCAGGACGGCAAUGUGCGGUGCGAGUGGCACGGGUGCGGCGCGUCCGUCGACUCCGCGAACCGCGGCAUCCGCGCGCACCUGCGCCUGGUGCACAACGUCCCCGGGCCCGACAAAGAGACGCGGAUCGCCUGUCGCUGGGGGCCCGGGGGGCGCUGCGCCGCACGUGCGGCCGACGCGGUGCGGCCGAAGGGGAUACCUCCGGAAGCGGUGCGAGGAUGCCAGAAGGGUUUCUGCCGCGAGGACUCCCUCCGCCGGCACAAGCAGCUCUACUGCCAAGGCCAGGGCUCCCGCCGCUCGCCUGCGGGCGGGUCCGAUGCCGGUGUCACCGAGUACGGCGAGGAGAACUAG
This is a messenger RNA of Epithele typhae, 759 nucleotides long. RefSeq lists its product as uncharacterized. The record is from RefSeq and is a predicted model, not a curated record. NCBI's taxonomy places the organism in Eukaryota, Fungi, Basidiomycota, Agaricomycetes, Polyporales, Epitheliaceae. The transcript is spliced from 3 exons. The coding region runs from base 1 to 759 and encodes 252 amino acids.